Molecule: messenger RNA, 2996 nt
Organism: Danio rerio (zebrafish)
Lineage: Eukaryota; Metazoa; Chordata; Actinopteri; Cypriniformes; Danionidae
Gene: lrrc8aa
Product: leucine rich repeat containing 8 VRAC subunit Aa
Cellular component (GO): plasma membrane
Source: RefSeq, marked provisional
AGUGAGAGCUGCCGCUGUGGACCGUGUGGACCGGCGGAGAGACAUGUAUCAGUUAUACGCCACAGGAGCCAGAAAUCCACUCAGUACUGAAGCCGGUAAACCGUCAUGAUUCCCAUCACUGAGCUGCGGUAUUUCGCGGACACCCAGCCGGCAUACCGAAUCCUGAAGCCAUGGUGGGACGUGUUCACCGACUACAUUUCCAUCGUCAUGCUGAUGAUCGCGGUGUUCGGCGGGACGCUCCAGGUCACCCAGGACAAGAUGAUCUGCUUGCCCUGCAAGUGGGUGGUCAACCAGACUUGCAAACACCACCUCAACGUCAGCGUCCCGCUUCACACCGAGCCCAAAGGCAUCCAAUACGACCUCGACCGGCACCAGUACAACUACGUGGACGCCGUGUGCUACGAAAACAAGCUGCACUGGUUCGCUAAAUACUUCCCAUACCUGGUGCUCCUCCACACACUCAUCUUUCUGGCCUGCAGCAACUUCUGGUUCAAGUUUCCACGCACCAGUUCCAAGCUGGAGCAUUUCGUGUCCAUUCUGCUGAAGUGUUUCGAUUCGCCCUGGACGACCCGAGCACUUUCUGAGACCGUAGUGGAGGAGAGCGAUCCCAAGCCGGCAGGGAAGAUGAACGGCUCCAUGGAUAAGAAAGCCUCCAGUGUUAGCGAUCAGGACGUGGAGGCGAGCGUCCCAAUGCUGCAGAGGACCAAAUCCAGGAUCGAGCAGGGCAUUGUGGAUCAUUCGGAGACCGGCGUGCUGGACAAGAAGGAAGGAGAGCAGGCCAAAGCGCUGUUUGAGAAGGUGAAAAAGUUUCGCAUCCAUGUGGAGGAGGGCGACAUCGUCCACCGUCUCUACAUCCGCCAAAUCAUCAUCAAAGUCAUCCAGUUCCUCAUCAUCAUCUGCUACACCAUGUACUACGUGCACUACAUCACCUUCAGCGUCACCUGCACAGUGGACAUCGAGAGACUGACCGGAUAUCGCACAUACCACUGUGCACAUCCGCUAGCCACACUUUUCAAGAUCCUAGCCUGCUUCUACAUCAGCCUGGUGGUGGUUUACGGCCUCAUAUGCAUGUACACGCUAUACUGGAUCAUCAGUCGCUCGCUUAAACGAUAUUCAUUCGAGUCUAUCCGUGAAGAGAGCAGUUAUAGCGACAUCCCGGACGUCAAAAACGACUUCGCCUUUAUGCUGCAUAUGAUCGAUCAGUACGACCCGCUGUACUCCAAGAGGUUUGCUGUCUUUCUGUCGGAGGUCAGUGAGAAUAAGCUUCGGCAGCUGAAUCUGAAUAACGAGUGGACACUGGAGAAACUCCGACAGAGAAUCACCAAAAACUCGCAGGAGAAGCUGGAGCUGCAUCUGUUUAUGCUGAGCGGGAUUCCUGAUACGGUGUUCGACCUGGUGGAGCUGGAGGUUCUGAAACUGGAGCUGAUUCCAGACAUCACGAUCCCGCCGAUCAUCGCACAGCUCUCCAAUCUGAGAGAGAUGUGGCUUUACCACACGCCGGCCAGAAUCGAAGCUCCGGCUCUGGCCUUCCUGCGGGAAAACCUCACAUCCCUGCACAUCAAGUUCACAGACAUCAAGGAGAUUCCGCUGUGGAUCUACAGCCUCAAGAACCUCAGCGAGCUCCAUCUGACGGGAAACCUAAGUGCAGAAAACAACCGAUUCAUCGUCAUCGACGGCCUGCGGGAGCUCAAGAGACUCAAAGUGCUGCGGCUGAAGAGCAACCUCACCAAACUGCCUCAGGUGGUGACAGACGUUGGUGUCCAUCUGCAGAAGCUCUCCAUCAAUAACGAAGGCACCAAACUGAUGGUCCUGAACAGUCUGAAGAAGAUGGUGAACCUGACAGAGCUGGAGCUGCUGUGCUGUGAUCUGGAGAGGAUCCCGCACUCCAUAUUCAGCCUGCACAAUCUACAGGAAAUUGAUCUGAAGGACAACAACCUGAAGACCAUCGAGGAGAUCAUCAGUUUCCAGCAUCUCCACAGGCUGGUGUGUUUGAAACUCUGGUACAACCAGAUCGCCUACAUCCCUAUUCAGAUCGGCACGCUCACCAACCUGGAGCGCCUGUACCUGAACAGAAACAAGAUUGAGAAGAUCCCGGCUCAGCUGUUCUUCUGCAGGAAGCUGCGUUAUCUGGACCUCAGUCACAAUAACCUGACCAGCAUUCCUGCAGACAUCGGCUUCCUUCAAAACCUGCAGUACUUUGCUGUGACCGCCAACAGAAUUGAAACUUUGCCACCUGAGUUGUUCCAGUGUAAGAAGCUGCGGACGCUGAAUCUGGGAAAUAACUGCCUUACCGCUCUGCCAUCCCGUUUCGGAGAGUUAAGCGGCCUGACGCAGCUGGAGCUCCGCGGGAAUCGUCUGGAGGGAUUACCGGUGGAGCUUUCCGAAUGCCGCCUCCUGAAGCGCUCGGGUCUGAUCGUGGAGGAGGAUCUGUUCAACACUUUACCUCCAGAGCUCAAGGAGCAGCUCUGGAGAACUGAUAAAGAACAAGCCUGAGGGGACGCCUUCAUGUGGUCUUCUGCUUUCAUUUCAGAUUUUUUUUAAAAUGAUUUUUAAUUUUGUGGACGAUUAUUGCUUUUGUGUUUUUAUCCGUUUGAAGGGAAGUUGCGGACCGUAAAGUGCCAUUUGUCCCUGGAAACACACAUACACUGAUACACACUCUCAAUCUGGUGGUUAAACCUAACUACUUUCUGUUUUGGUGAGUUAUACCUAUUCAUAUGAAUUCAUACGAUCUCAUUUGUACCAAACUUUUGUCUGAUUUUCAUCAUGAAUGCCCACGUUUAAAUGGUACAUUUAAUCAUCGUAAUUAUUUUAGCAUGACGGACCAUCUAACUUUACCAUCAAAUAAAUAUAAUGAAGUCUGCUACUAAGCGCAGGUCACAAAAUCACAUAAAAAUGUUUCGUUUUUAUCAUGAAGGCCCACGUUUCUAAAUAAUUUACAAUCCAGCGUACAAUUUUUAGCAUGACGGACCAUCUAACUUUACUGCAAAAAAAAAAAA